AUGAAGGCGAUUGUGAUUACGGAGCCCGGCGGGCCCGAAGUCCUGCAGCUACGAGAAGUCGAUGAGCCCCAAAUCAAUGACAACGAAGUUUUGAUCAGAAUUGCAGCCACCGCACUCAACCGCGCCGACACACUCCAGAGGAUGGGCAAGUACCCUCCUCCCAAAGGCGACAGCGAGUAUCCUGGCCUCGAGUGCUCCGGCACAGUCGUAGCCGUCGGAAAAGACGUCCACCGCUGGAAGAUCGGCGAUGAGGUUUGUGCUCUUGUUGGUGGAGGGGGAUAUGCCGAGAAAAUUGCGGUGCCUGCUGGGCAAGUUCUUCCCGUUCCGGCUGGUGUUUCUAUGAAGGAUGCAGCUAGUUUUCCAGAGGUGGCCUGUACGGUUUGGUCCACUGUGUUUAUGAUGAGCCGAUUAGCUGAAGGAGAGACUUUCCUGAUACAUGGGGGCUCCAGUGGAAUUGGUACUUUUGCUAUUCAGCUUGCUAAAUACCAUGGCAUCAGAGUUUUCGUCACUGCAGGAAGUGAAGAAAAACUAGCUGCCUGCAAGGACCUUGGAGCUGAUGUUUGCAUCAAUUACAAGACUGAGGAUUUUGUUUCCCGAGUGAAGGAAGAAACGGGAGGACAAGGUGUUGAUGUCAUACUAGACAACAUCGGUGCAUCAUACUUGAAGAGGAACUUGGAAAGCCUGAAUUUUAACGGGAGACUUUUCAUAAUUGGGUUUAUGGGUGGGUCAGUGACUGAAAUAAACCUCGCCAGUUUACUAGCACGACGCCUCACAGUCCAGGCUGCCGGCCUGAGGAGUAGAAGUACAGAAAACAAGGCUCAGAUUGUGAGUGAAGUGGAGAAAAACGUGUGGCCGGCAAUUGCGGCAGGCAAGGUCAAACCAGUCAUUUACAAGUCUGUUCCAUUAGAAGACGCUGCAGAAGCUCAUCGGCUCAUGGAAAGCAGCAAGCAUAUAGGAAAAAUUAUCCUUAGCGUUUAA
Messenger RNA from Striga hermonthica, 978 nucleotides. NCBI's taxonomy places the organism in Eukaryota, Viridiplantae, Streptophyta, Magnoliopsida, Lamiales, Orobanchaceae. The record is from the annotation of a GenBank genome assembly.